AGUGUUUCGUUACAAUUUCUUUAUUAUAAAAGUUGGUUUCGUGAGAGCAGUCGUCCCAUUCAAUCAUUUUAGUUCAGAAGUUCUCGUUCAGAUCUGAGCCUGAGAGCAUCCACUAUUCACUGCAAUGGGGCAAAAGGAAAAGGUUACGACUAUGGUGCUGAAGGUGGAUCUUCAGUGUCACAAAUGCUACAAGAAGGUCAAAAAAGUUCUUUGUAAAUUCCCUCGAGAAAUACGAGACCAGAAAUACAACGAGAAGCAAAACCAAGUGGUGAUCAAAGUGGUAUGCUGCAAUCCAGAAAAGAUAAGGGACAAGAUUUGCUGCAAAGGUGGGAGUGCCAUCAAAAGCAUCAAGAUCAAGGAGCCCGAGAAGCCCAAAGAUGACAACAAGCCCGAGACUAAAGGUGACAGCAAGCCCGAGACUAAAGGUGACAACAAGCAUGAAUGUGGCGGCAAGCCUAAAUGUGACUGUAAGCCUAAAUGUGAUGACAAACCUAAAUGUGACAACAAACCUAAAUGUGACGGUAAGAAAGAUCCUGUUGUGCCAGAGUGCCCACCGCCUGUACGAACAUGUUGUAUGGAUUGUUGCCAGGGGCAUGCAGGUGGCCCGUGCUGCAGUGGUUAUGGCGGCAAUAAAAAAGAUGACUGCAAGCCUAAUGAUCCUGUUGUGCCAAAGUGCCCACCACCUGUCACAGUGUGUUGUAUGGAUUGUUGCCAGGGGCAUGUAGGUGGGCCGUGCUGCAGUGGUUAUGGCGGUAAAAAAAAAGAUGAUUGCAAGCCUAAAGAUCUUGCUGUGCUAGGGUACCCAAUGCCUGUCCGCACAUGUUGUAUGGAUUGUUACCAGGGGCAUGCAGAUGGCCCGUGCUACAGUGGUUGUGGCGGCGGCCAUGCUACAGUGGUUGUGGCGGGCGGCCAUGCUACAAUGGUUGUGGCGAGCGGCCCUGCUACAGUGGUUAUGGCGGGCGGCCAGCCCCGUACAUCCAAUAUGAUGGUUACUAUAGGAGGCCUGUGUAUAACAGUUACGGCGGUGACAACAUGGGGUAUUGUGUUACUCACCCUGACUAUUUCAGUGAAGAAAAUCCCUCAGCUUGCCCAGUCAUGUAAAUCAUCGAUCAUCUUGUUGGACCGUGACACCUUUUUCAAUCUAGGGAUAAUAUUUUAGCAGUG
Malus domestica (apple) is the source of this 1164-nucleotide messenger RNA. Its product is annotated as protein PYRICULARIA ORYZAE RESISTANCE 21-like. The record is from RefSeq and is a predicted model, not a curated record. Lineage: Eukaryota; Viridiplantae; Streptophyta; Magnoliopsida; Rosales; Rosaceae. Gene Ontology annotation, molecular function: metal ion binding.